Molecule: messenger RNA, 2046 nt
Organism: Zasmidium cellare ATCC 36951
Lineage: Eukaryota; Fungi; Ascomycota; Dothideomycetes; Mycosphaerellales; Mycosphaerellaceae
Exons: 5
Coding region: 1-2046 (681 amino acids)
Cellular component (GO): cytoplasm
Source: RefSeq, a predicted model, not a curated record
AUGCGAACGGCUACCUUGCCAGCUAACUAUGAUCAUUCAGGGGCUAGCAAUGGGAGAGAUCAUUUGGGUGACCACUCUCCUCCACCACAGCCAGGCCUUAUGCGCGGAAGAACGUUUGAAUCGGCCUUCCAGAACUUGUCUCUCGAACAGUCGCAUCGUCGUGCUCAAUGGCAGAGUCACCUUGGCUGGGACGAUGUGCCCAAAGUUAAUGAGUCAAGGAGGCACUCUCUCGCUGAUAUUCCGACGCGCAGAGGGUCUCUCGCCGCCGGAGAGCCUAGCCAUCUCAGCAGGGCCUUUACGCAUGAUGAUAUCGAAGAAGAGCAAACUCACUAUCACCCCAACUUCGCACUCGACAGAACACGCGAUACAGCCAACGACACCAUGCGCGCUCAAGAGUCCGGCGCCGCGAACAUCAUUCCUUUGAUGUACCGCGUGCCACACGUCCAGCUCACCGACAAUGAACAGAGCGAGAUUGACGCUCGUCGGGGUGGCGCUCAGGCUGCGGUCGCGAACGUCCAGUGGGGACCUGGUGGCACCGGCCGCCCUCGCAAGCAGCUCUACGUUGUGAGCUUCAAGUGCUCUCGCGUCGACGUUUUCUACCUCCUGGACAACACUGGCCUGCACAUUCGCGAGGGCGACAUGGUCAUUGUCGAAGCCGACCGCGGCCAGGAUCUCGGCACCGUCCAGCACGCCAAGGUGACGCCUGACGCCGCGCGUCUCCUCAAGAAGAAGUACUCUGAGGAGCAAUACAAGUGGUUGAUGAUGUACUCUCGUAAUAAGGAUGGCGGAUUCAACCCAAACGCGCAGUUCCAUGGCGAGAGCGGCGGCACGUCCAACAACCUCUUCCCUGACGCGCCACCAACCAUGCAGGGCAGCAUUCCACGCGACAACUAUAACAAUCUGAAGCCAAAGGCGAUCAAGCGUCUUGCCAACGACCACGAGAUUAAGAUGCUCGCAGAGAAGGAGGGCAACGAGGCCAAGGCGAAGCGCACUUGCCAGCAGAAGGUGGCUCAUCUCCGUCUUCAGAUGGAGAUUCUCGACGCCGAGUGGCAGUGGGAUUUCCAGAAGCUCAUCUUCUACUACUACGCGGAUCACUACAUCAACUUCAAGGAUCUCAUUACGGAGCUCUACCGCAUCUACAAGACGCGCAUUUGGCUCUCCGCCAUCAAUCCAGCCUCCUUCUCGCAACACGCCAUGGGACAGCCACCAACUGGCAUCGGUCCAGGUGCUGUCGGUCCCUAUAACCCAUACGCCGUCAACAACAACUACACGAUGGCCUACGGUGAGGAUCGUGACCCAUACGGCGCUCAAAUGCCAUACCGCAUUCCAUACGACACGUACAACCCGAACUACCCAGCCAUUCCAGGCGUGGCCAACAGCUUCGCGCCGUCAUUUGGUGGUCAGAACUUCAUGUUCUACGGUCAGGGUGGACCACAAGCUCAGGAGGUCGCUGAGGCUCCAACUCCAACGACUGAGCCAAACCCACCAACUCCGCUCACCGGCGCGAUGACCGACUACAACUUCUUCUACGAUCGCACCGGCAACAACGAGCACCAUGCUCUUGACCGCAUGCAUCCAGAGCUGGCGCUGAGGCAGUCUUUGGCGAACAAUGGACAAGCGGUCGAUCGCAUGAACUCGACGUUCGGCCUCCUCUCCAUGGGCGACAACAGCUGGAACACGCGUUAUGGCGCUGCGAACAAUGGGAACAUGGGCCAGCAGGCUCCCAUCGGCACUGCUCGUCCAACUUCUCAAGGCAACAACGACUAUGGCGUUCCAACCGACGAGCAGCGCCAGCACGCCAACCUCGACUUCCGCACCACCCAGUUCCGCAAUCUCGACCCCGAGCAGCGCGUCUACACCCGCCAGAGCGUCCUCAACGACUCUGCCAACCCUAACAGCGAAGGCAGCCGUUCCGCGGACCUCAUGCUCGACCGUCUCCGCCGCAUGGAUGGCGGCAAGGCUGAGCAAGUCGCCUCGCGCGUGCAGAACGUUGACCGUUACCUCGCCACUCUGCCCACCCCAGAGAGCCUGUUGGAGGAGCAGUGA